Molecule: messenger RNA, 2614 nt
Organism: Nylanderia fulva
Lineage: Eukaryota; Metazoa; Arthropoda; Insecta; Hymenoptera; Formicidae
Biological process (GO): triglyceride biosynthetic process
Cellular component (GO): plasma membrane
Source: RefSeq, a predicted model, not a curated record
GAAAUCUCGAGAUAAAAUUUUAACAGAUGAUUUAAAGAAAGCUAAAAUACAAAAUGAACAGAUGUUAAGUAAGUAAAACUUGUGUCUCAUUUUAUUUACUUUGCUUUAUUCUGUUUGAAAAAGAGAUUUCACUUUUUAGAUUUAUUUCGACAAAGUGUUACGGAUGUUCAACUUGGUUCUGUUGAUAUAUUGCCCGAAGCUUUAAAAAGACAAGUGCAGAGAACGUGGCAUCAAAAGUAAUCUUCAAUAAUAUUUCAAUUUAAAUUGUAGUUGAAUUUUGACAUUAAAACUUAUAUAUACAUUUUAGAUAUGAUGCUUUAUUGUCACAAAAUGAACAUUUGAAGAAACAAAUUAAUGCGUUGAAUUACAAAAUGAAAGAAAAGCAGAAAGAGAUUCAACGUGAACUCUUACAUAUUUUAAGAGAUCAAAUUGGAGAUACUUUAAAUCUUCAUUUUAUAUUAAUCAGUGAGAUUAAGUUAAUUAAAAUUUAAAUAGAUUUGAAGUUGCGAUGAUUUAAAGUCAUAAACAGAAUGCAAUUUGAAAGAUCAAGUUCAGUUCUUUUAAAUGGACUCAGACAUCAGAGAUUGCAGGAAUUACUGAGGAUUGCCUGUGUUUGUCUGCUUACUCCAUUCAUCUUUAUUACUUUGAAUUUUUUAUAUAUCUAUCGUUGUUUGGUCGAAAUCAUUUUAAGAAUCCAGUUCAAGGGCAAGUUCGCCGGUUUCUUGAAAGGCACGGAUUGUGUAUGGGCCAUUGAAGAUGCUGUUUCCUUGUCCGUUAUCAAUAUCUUAAUGAUACUAGAGAAAUCCGCGCGAGAUUCAAAUGCGAUUUUUCUGGAAAACUUCAAGAACUUGGUGAAUGAUCGCAUUGUUUCAAAGGCUGCUGGUACGACGUUUGAAAAAUUAUUGUAUCGUCGAAGCCAAAAGUACGGUUACUAUUUUUGGGAGCGAAACGAAGACAUCGAUCUGAAAAAUAGGAUCGGAUGGCUGGAGUGCAAGAAUGCUGAUUGCGAUAGCUCCUGCGAGGAUGUAUCCAGUGAAUCCUUUAGGAAGAAUUUAGGAAACAUAUGCAAUAAACCAUUGCCCGAUGAUCACACAGCUGCCUGGGAGAUCCUCAUCGGGAAACGUUGUCCAAGAUCCAGAUCUCGCGUCGAAGAAGGCCGUUUGUCUCCCGAAGAGUGCUUCGAUACCGAUGCUUGCAAGAUUCCUAUAAUAUUUCGCGUCCAUCAUUCCUUGGGGGAUGGGAUAGCUCUUCUGGGAUUGUUGCUUGAAGCGAUCGCCGACAAAAACGAGACAAAAGUAUCAAAAACUAAGAAUAUCGUUUCAAUUAAUGCAAAUGAAACGAAUUGCAAAGAGUAUUUUUCAUCAUUGCAUAAUUCGGAAAAAAAUCUCUCGAAUGAGAUGAAGAAUCAGGAAAUUGUACAAUCCUAUGAGAAGAAUAUUCUCGCUGCAUCUAUGCCUUUUACUUAUAUGAGACUGCCUCGAAUUUUAAAAGAUUUACAAGAUCAUUUUCAUGUGUUAUUGAAAUGUUCUAAGAGCAUAACGAUCGAUUUUAUAAAACAGCAAGCGAAAAUAUCGAUCAAUCAUAUGUGGCUAAAUUUCAAAGAUAUAUUCCUGAAACAGGUGUACGAAAAUAUUAAACAAAUUGCACAAUUGAUGACUAUCAUCCUUUCUGCUCCAAAAUACUUGGCUCAACAGGCGGUUCGUAGUAUGGACGAAAACUCUCUACAUGGUCCACCACAGACGGGUGAAAAGAUAGUAUCCUACUGGUUAGAGAAUGAUGUCGACAAAUCACAGAAGCUCUUAAUGAAAGUUCGUAAAAUAAGAAAAAGUACAGGCGCUAAAUUUGGAGAUAUAAUAUUAGCUGCUUUCUCUGCUAGUGUACACAAGUAUCAUUUACGGAUCAAUAAACCAGUACCUGAUUCAUUAACAGCUAUUUUACCAAUAAGAAUGACAAUGGUUAAUGAAAAUAUGACAUUGGAUAACAAUUUUUCGAUUGCUCUCCUGCGGAUUUGUAUUUCCAACGCGAACGGACUAAUGAUCAGCGAGCCAAAUCAAGAUUCUCAAUUUUUUAAUCGUCUUCAGGAUAUUAUGAAAGCAAAUAAUGAACUCAAAAACAAUCCGGACAUAUUACUUAAUUUUUGGAUCAUGAAAUAUAUAUUUGCGAUAUUACCGGUGAAAAUUUUGAAAGCUCUUUUUUUAAGUCGUAGCACGAUGGUGUUCAGCAAUAUGUAUGGACCACAAAGAGUUCGUAUUCUCAAUAAUUCCUUGAGCAAUAUUGCUUUCUGGGUGCCAAACAAGAGUACAACUGCUCUUGGCUUUUCUCUAUUAAGUUAUGGAGAUAACUUACAUCUAUCUUUAAUGGCUGAUAAAUCAAUAAUAAAUGAUGAAAAAUCUUUUACGGAAAUUUUAGAAGAUACUGUGCAUGAAAUAAAUCAUGCAUAUAAUAGGAUCAUACUAACACACAUUUUAAAAUUGUCAGAUCUUCCAGUAGAAACACCCAUGGAAACAGGUAUCGGCGUGUUCUGAAACAAAAAACAUGGACAAUUGUUAUUGUAGAAACUAUUCAUCUUUUUUACAUACAUUUGAUACAAAAGAAUAUAUUUAUGUUAAGUAAA